Strongyloides ratti is the source of this 705-nucleotide messenger RNA. RefSeq lists its product as hypothetical. The transcript has 2 exons. NCBI's taxonomy places the organism in Eukaryota, Metazoa, Nematoda, Chromadorea, Rhabditida, Strongyloididae. The coding region runs from base 1 to 705 and encodes 234 amino acids. The record is from RefSeq and is a predicted model, not a curated record.
AUGAUUUAUGAUGGUUUGGAAAUUUUUCUAUUUUCUUCUUAUUUUGUCGAUAAAAUAGUUAACAAAAGUAUUGCCAAUGUUGAAAUUUUAAAUAAUAAGAAAAAAAAUAAUCUUGAAGAUUUAAUAAUUCCAAGAACAUUUAAAAUAUCAAAUACAGAAUAUGUUGAUAUUGAAAAUAAUUAUCAUAUUUUACAAAGAUCCAAAACAUGGCAAGCAUAUGAUACAAGCAAUAAGAAAGAUUUUUUACUACAAAAUUUAUCACAAUCUAAUGAUAAUUUAUUUAACAAUAAGAAAAUAAAAAAUGAUAUUUUUGAAUCAUAUUAUUUUCAAUCAAAAUAUUUAAAAAAAUUUAUAGAUACUUACUUUAAUAAACAUAUACCAAUACUAAAAACAGAAUAUGGAGAAGAAAUUAUAGGGAUAUUUUUAAAAAUUUUUACUGAACCACCUUUUAAUAUUAUUUAUUCAGUGAGAUAUUUAGAAGAAAUUGAAUGGAAUAAUUUAAAAAGAUUAAAAUAUGAAAUUAAUUGGAAAAAUCUUGUAUCUAAAAAAAAUGAAAUAACUUGUUUUAAUGUUGAAUUAAGGAAUAUCAAUAGAAAUAUUGAAUGUUCUGUUUAUGGUACAUUUGGUAAAGGAAGAAUGAUACGAUUUGAAAAAGGAUAUUAUUAUAUUAAAAGAUGGAUUUUUAACUUUGCUAAUUUUGAUUAA